CCUCUCAGCUGAGAGUCCUUGAGUGUGACUCUGUAGUCUCUCUAUUUCUCACUUUCGCUCGCUCUCUCAAAAAUCAAAAAAGACCAAAAAUUUCCUCUUUUCUGGUGCCCUAAUGUCACUGCACAACAAAAACCCUUUCAGAAACUCUCACUCUCUCCCUAAAAUGCUGGGUAAUUUUCAGGUGGUGAUGGCUUGAGAUCAAACUUGGAGAGGAUUUGGGUUUGGUGUAUUUGGCAUUUGUCUAUCUCUGGUAUAAUAGCUGGUGGAUGAUCGUCAAUGGCUCCAAAUCCAAAAGUUGCAGCGGCCUUUCGUGCUAUGAAGGAUAUUGGAGUUAAAGAAGAUAAAGUUAAACCAGUAUUAAAAAAACUUCUAAAAUUGUAUGAUAAAAACUGGCAACUUAUUGAAGAAGAAAAUUAUAGAGUUCUUGCAGAUGCUGUAUUUGAAGAGGAUGAAAAUGAGGCUGUGGAGAAGAGGAAGAUAUGUAACAAUGCUGAUGAGGAUGAUUUGGAGGAAGAAACUCAGGUGCAUGAUGAACCUGAACGUCCUCUAAAGAGGUUGCGCUUAAGAAGCCAAAGUCAGGUUUCACCUCCAGUGAAUGCCAGCAACCAUAGUGCGGGUACAAGUUCGUUAAAAAGGCCUAAAGUGGAGGAGGAUGAACUACCCAAAACUUGUUUGCAGCAGCAGCCUCAACCAAUCUCACCCCAUAAACCAAUCUCUCCCCGUCAACCAAUCUCACCUCAUCAUCAACCAAUCUCACCCCGUCAACCAAUCUCACCUCAUCAUCAACCAAUCUCACCCCAACGUGGUAUUAUUAACAAGGGCAAGCAACCUCUCAUACCUCAAGUUGCUUCUCUAGGGAAAAGACCUAUGUCUGAGAGAGCAUCUCAUGCUGUGCGCAUUAAAGAGCCAACUGUCGAGCCAGGCAUUGUUCUUUUGCCCAAGCAGAAGGCUCCUGAUAUUCAUGCAUUGAUAACGCCAAAAGAUGAGCCCUUUACUGAUGAUACAUAUAAUAAUGAUGUGUCACACUAUGAGGUUCCUAUUGCAGUGAUCCAUCCAGAUCCCUUGAGCAAGUUAGGUGCUUCAGUUGGGAAUGAUACAGUUGAAAAACAAGGUGGUCCAGAAAUUCCAGCAUCCCAAUGCUUAAAUGAAGGAAAUUCUAGCGUCCCAGGUAAGUUGGGUUCUUCAGUUGAUGGUAUUCUAGCUUCAUCCAGUGAGAGGGAAACCAACUGCAAGCUUUCAACCGUCCCGGAGGAAUCGCCUGCUAGUUUGGAGAUUGGCUCCUCGCCCACAGGAGAGGUAAAAAUUUCUCUGAGCUGCAACUCCACUCUUGGAAGGCCAGAUUUCCAUUUGCCUAGUCGAGAUGAGGUUAUAAAACUGAUGGAGGAUAAAUGUUUGCGGACAUAUAAAAUCAUUGACCCAAAUUUUUCUGUCGUGAAUCUGUUGAACGAUAUGUGUGCGUGCUUCUUGCAAUUGGCAACUGAUUCCACUGAUGAAUCGCAGGAAGGAUCACUAAAUAUAAUUCCGACUCUGGAUGUAUUGAAGAAAUCUUCUGUGCGGGAUUCUUUGGGGAUUGGAGGCAAUGAACAAAGUUUGUGCACUCCAUCCUGUACUCCAAAUGGAUCAGCCAAUGUUCAAUGCUCUGCUGCAGUGUCUCCCCCAAGAGUUCCAUCAUCUUUGAAUGGACCUGGUAGCGACAUACAAGCCAGUAAGAAGAUGAAUGUGAAUGGUGGUGCUGAAAGUGAAAGUGAAAAGGAAUCUGAAAACAAUCAAUUAACAAAUUCGUGUAGUUUGGUGGUUGUCCCACAAUUUCAAAUAACUCCUAGUGAUGUCAGGUCUAUAUAUGAUGCUAAUGACCUAACAAAAGGAGAAGAAAGGGUCAAAAUUUCAUGGGUCAAUGAAAUCAACAAUGACUGUCUACCAGCCUUUAUGUAUAUACCUCAAAACCUUGUUUUUGAGAAUGCUCAUGUCAACUUCACACUCUCUCAUAUCAGAGAUGAGGAUUGUUGUAUGGCUUGUUUGGGUGAUUGCCUUUCCUUAUCCACACCUUGUCCCUGUGCAAAUGAAACUGGAGGCCAGUUUGCAUACACAAAAGAAGGCCUUCUUAGGGAAGAAUUCUUGGAAGAGUGCAUCUCCAUGACUCGUGACCCGCAAAGACAACAGCACUUGUAUUGUAGAGAAUGCCCAAUUCGAAGACUGAGGAAUGAUGACUGUUUAGAACCAUGUAAAGGUCACUUAAGGAGGAAAUUUAUCAAUGAAUGCUGGAGCAAAUGCGGCUGCAGUAGAAACUGUGGAAAUCGAGUGGUUCAGCGUGGCAUUACAUGCAAGUUGCAGGUGUUUUGCACUUCUGAAGGUAAAGGGUGGGGUCUCCGAACGCUAGAGGACCUUCCAAAAGGUGCAUUUGUGUGUGAGUAUGUCGGAGAAAUACUAACCAACACUGAGUUGUUUGAGAGGAACACAGAGAGUAAGAAAAGUGGGAAACAUACCUACUCGGUGCUAUUAGAUGCAGACUGGGGUUCAGGGGUUCUAAAGAAUGAAGAAGCUCUCUGUUUGGAUGCAACAUAUUUUGGCAAUGUUGCUAGAUUCAUUAACCAUAGGUGUUGGGAUGCAAACUUGAUUGAGAUCCCUGUUAAAGUGGAGACCCCAGAUCUUACCUACUACCAUCUUGCUUUCUUCACAACAAGAAUGGUUGCUGCGUUGGAAGAGCUCACUUGGGAUUAUAGCAUUUACCUUGACGACGAUGGUCAACCUGUCAAGGCAUUCCAAUGCCUAUGUGGUAGCAAGCACUGCAUUAACAUGAAGCGUUCAAUUAGAACUAGAUCUGCAUCAAUUGCAAGAUAAACAGUGGGGAUGCUCUAUCUGCUAUCUUUUUUUGUUGUAAUUGCCUUCUGCUCUGUAGAAGAAAAAAUGAUGUAGCAGAUUUUAGUGAACUGAAUUGCUCCCCUCCGACCAUGCUGUCUAGUGGCUGAGUAUCAGGGUGCUGGUUACCUCGUUUUGUUGAACACGGGGGUUAAAUGUAAAGCCUUACAUUUAACCCAACUGUUUUGUAGAUAGAGGUGGUCCAGGGUUGUCAGCCAUCCAGGCAAUCUUGCUGCUAGUGCUAACUCUCAGGCUAUUGCACUGCUGAAACGAUAUGGCUUUAUAAUUUUUGUCUGGUUGCUGCUUUGGAUGGGUUAGAAAUGUUUAGGAUUUGUUCCAUGAUCCUUGUAUAACGUGAUGCAAAAUAUGGAAAGAGGGGGGAAGAUGUUGCAUUGUUGCCUGCGUUCGUUUCAAUAUGCCCUGGCCUUUGACAUGAUGUUUGAUUUAUGCCAAUCUCUAGAGCUGAUUUCUGUGGCU
Quercus robur (English oak) is the source of this 3333-nucleotide messenger RNA. Its product is annotated as probable inactive histone-lysine N-methyltransferase SUVR2. Lineage: Eukaryota; Viridiplantae; Streptophyta; Magnoliopsida; Fagales; Fagaceae. Gene Ontology annotation, cellular component: nucleus. The record is from RefSeq and is a predicted model, not a curated record. Gene Ontology annotation, molecular function: histone methyltransferase activity; protein binding; zinc ion binding. The transcript has 11 exons. The coding region runs from base 277 to 2838 and encodes 853 amino acids.